CAUUCAGAUUAUAAUGGCGGUCAAGGUGGCAACUUAUUAAUUUCUUACGAUCGCAACGAAUUGUCGCCUUACAUGUCUUGUAAACUGAUCGAAUCCAUGAUCCAAGGUAAAGCCGAAAUAAAAUAAAGAUGCAGAAUGAUGACACUCAAACUAAUAAUGAAACCGCUAAAGAAGUAGACACUGUUGAAAUCGAUCAAGAAAAGCAGACAGCGGCCAUGACAGGCCCGUCGGUGACUGAAAAUCCACAAGUUUCAUCGUCUCAGUCGUUUGGGCUCGAUGUUUCCUGCAGUGAUGAUGAUGAGGUGUCAGAGGUGGACUCGUUUAUCCUGGAGAAUGAGGACACAGACCCAGUGUUAGAACCCAACUUCCUGCUUCCCCAGACAAUGGAGAGUGCCAACCUUCACACCGUGACUGUUGACCCUGAGACACAUGCCCGCCUAGAAGCAUUGCUAGAGGCUGCUGGUAUUGGGAAGCUGUCCACAGCGGAUGGUAAAGCCCUAACUGACCCUGAGGUUCUGCGGAAGCUGACAUCAUCUGUGAGCUGUGCCCUGGACGAGGCUGCACAGGCCCUCCAUCGCAUGCGGGCAGAGCAGCAGAGCCAGUUAGGGAACACCGAGAGCCAGCGGUCACUGGCGGAAGCAUGUAGCGAUGGUGAUGUGCCAACGGUGCGUAAACUGUUACGGGAGGGAGGUAGCGUACAUGAGACAACAGAAGAAGGGGACAGUCUUCUGUCCCUGGCAUGCUCAGCUGGAUACUACGAACUGGCACAGGUGUUGUUAGCAAUGAAGGCAAAUGUUGAGGAUCGAGGCAUCAAAGGGGAUUGCACACCUCUUAUGGAGGCAGCCAGUGGAGGUUACGUGGAGAUUGUCAAAUUGCUUAUAGCCCAUCUUGCAGACGUCAAUGCUCAGUCUUCAGCAGGCAACACACCCCUGCACUAUGCUGCGUGUGGAGGCUACGAGGAUGUGGUACAGGUGAUGAUUGAAGCUGGAGCCAAUGUGGAACAGCACAACGAGAAUGGACACACCCCUUUGAUGGAGGCGGCCAGUGCUGGACAUGUCGGGGUGGCAGCCAUACUCCUCAACAAUGGGGCAGGCAUUAACACUCACUCCAAUGAGUUCAAAGAGAGUGCUCUUACCCUUGCUUGCUACAAAGGUCACCUUGAAAUGGUGAAGUUUCUGCUGGAGGCUGGUGCAGACCAGGAACACAAGACUGAUGAGAUGCACACCGCCCUUAUGGAGGCCUCCAUGGACGGACAUGUUGAGGUGGCAAGGCUCCUCCUCGACAGUGGGGCUCAGGUAAACAUGCCUGCAGACAGUUUUGAGUCUCCCCUGACGUUAGCAGCGUGUGGUGGCCAUGUUGAACUGGCUAACCUGCUCAUAGAGAGAGGAGCUAACCUUGAGGAGGUGAAUGACGAGGGUUACACUCCCCUGAUGGAGGCUGCACGUGAAGGACACGAGGAAAUGGUCGCUCUCCUCCUAGCUCAUGAUGCAGACAUCAACGCCCAGACAGAGGAGACCCAAGAGACGGCCCUGACUCUGGCCUGCUGCGGAGGAUUCCUGGAUGUGGCCGACUUCCUCAUCUCUGCUGGAGCUGACAUCGAGCUUGGAUGUUCCACUCCACUCAUGGAGGCGGCUCAGGAGGGACACCUGGAGCUUGUCAAAUACCUUCUUAAAUACACUCUUGUUUCAGAUGCCAAAGUGAAUGCUAUCACCGGUACAGGGGACACUGCCCUUACAUAUGCUUGUGAGAAUGGACAUACAGACGUAGCUGAUGUCCUCCUUGAGCAUGGAGCUGAAUUGGAACAUGAGUCUGAAGGGGGUCGCACACCGCUGAUGAAGGCUGCCAGGGCAGGCCACCUGUGUACGGUACAGUUCCUGAUAGGGCGGGGUGCUGACGUAAACCGUCAGACAACAACCAAUGACCACACCGUGCUGUCACUUGCCUGUGCUGGUGGUCACCUUGCUGUUGUUGAACUUCUGCUGGCAUGUGGGGCUGAUCCCACCCAUAAACUAAAGGAUGGUUCCACAAUGGUGAUAGAGGCUGCUAAAGGAGGGCACACAAAUGUUGUCAAGUUAUUGCUGGAGUAUCCAAACCGUGUGAUCAUGAAUCAUGGUCAGGAGCUGCCUCCCAUCUCUGCGGCGGACUCGCAUCAUGUUGAGUCUCGUGUCCCUAUCCAUGGUCUGGCGAACAUUGUCCCUCCCAGUGAGCCGGAUUCCCAUCAGGCGCGUCCUAACAACCUGACCACUGCCACAUGUGAGCAUAUGGAUGGGGCCUCACCUGUUAAGAGGAAAGCCCAGGAAAAAGAUGUCAAUAUCAGCCCCAAAACUGGAGACCAGAUCUGGCAAAAUGUCCAAAAAUCUUUGAAAAAAUCUGCAACUGGAAACCAGCAUAACAUUGAUCCUGCAACCAAAAAUACAAAGUCAUCCAAUUUAACAACUUCAGGAGAAUUAGCAGCCCAGAUAAGUGAAAAUGGAGUAAUAUCUGAUCUUUUACCUGAGGAUACCAUUGAUCUUAAAGCAGGGGAGCGACUGGAGGCUAUCAUCAGUAACGUUAUGGCUAAAGAACUGAUCAACACAACAUCUACCCGUGAAGAGCAGAUACUCCGGAAGCAGCAGAUCCUGGAGGAACUGCAGAAGGUUGAGAAGGAGCUGCAAGAGAAAGCCCAGCAGCAGUGGCUCAUCACGGUGCAACAGCAGCAUCAGCAACAACAACAGCUGCAGCAGGUUCUGCAGCCUUAUAGGCAACCACUACAUCAGGUGCUUCAAAAAGAACUGGAGUCUCAAAAGAAGAAACUGCCCGUAUCUAGUCAGCAGACUGUAACCUCACUGUCCACCCCUACUAGUACAACAUCCAUCCCCCUCCCCCCUCCUCCGAUACCCCUAUCACUCCCCGAGCCUGCAAACAACCUCGACAAACAACCUCCAAGAUCUGUUGCCAUGGAAACCUCAAAGCCAAACAUAAAGCCCAACAUCUCAGAACGACCCAUAGCAGUUCCCCUGAAGGCGGGUGGUGAUCAAGUCAAAGCAAGUUCCAAUAAUGAAGCAGGGACUGUAGACAAACAAAAGCAAUCCAGUAAAACUGUGAAGCAAGUGGAGAAAAAUGGUUCCAAUCAUAUUACUACACAGGAAAGCCCUACUGUUACCACAUCUACAAGCAGUGAAACUAAAGAGAAUAAAACUGGAAAUGAAAAAGGUAAUAAUGUUGUGAAGUCUGCCUCAGGUGAAAAAUCAUCUGCAGUUGGAAAUAAUAUUAGCAAGGAGUCCUCGGAAAAGCCUUUACCUGGAGUUGUGAAUGUACCAGGGAAAGGUGGCGAGUUGGAAAAGUUGAUCCCGGGCAAUGGAAAUACCUCUGGUAAAACAUCUACCAGCCUGCCCUUGGCGAAUGGUCCUGUCCAUUCUCAAAAUGGCGGCACCCAGUUGAGCCAGGCGGCUGCCAUCCAGCCACCCCGGCCUCCUCUGCCAGGCCCUAACCAGCUGAUGUCUCCAUUCCCGAGCCUGCCAGCCAGCCUGACACUUCCCCAGCCCUUGGCCAUACCACCCCUGGUCCAGACACCGGCCCCGGCCAAACCACCGCAACUCACACUGAGUCAGCAACAACAGCUGGAGCAGCAGUUGCAACAACUGCAAUUACAACAGCAGCAAGCGGUUGCCACGUCCAUCCAGCAGCAGCCGGCCACAGUGCUGAACCAGCCGUUUGUACUGAAUGAGAACCAGCGGCAGACACUGCAGAACCUUAUCCUGAGACAACAACAGGAGGCUCAGCAGUUAGCGCAGCAGACCACGCUGCAGUUCCCGCAACUCCAGUUUACACCCCAACAGCAGGAACACCUCUUCCAGGUGAUUUCCCAGCAGCAGUUCACUCCACAACAGCUGCAGCAGGUUGGUGCUGGUGGGAUGGUGCAACAGCAGAUGGUACAGCAGCAACAACAGCAGCAGCUGAUAGUUACCACCCAACAGCAGGUACAGGUCACAGUGCAGCAACACCAGACUCUGCUGCAGCAGGCCCAAGCUCUCAGCCCACAGUUUCAACAGAUGUUUACACAACAGCACCAGCAGUUGCUACAGCAACAACAACAGCAGCAGCAGACUCACUUCCUGCAACAACAGCUGCAGAACAUCAAGCCCCCAGUGGUGACCUCGAGCACAGCCUCCAAGCCCAUUGCCCAGCGGAAGACCAAGUCCCUCCUGCCCAUGUCACAGAUCAACCCAGAGUCAAAGAUUCUUGACAUAGAGACUGUCACACCGCCCCCUUCUACACCUUUGACGCCCAAUCCAUCCCCUGCAUCACCGGAUAGUAUCUCACCACUGUAUACACCCAUUGAUCUGGAUGCACAGACGGAGAGUAAUCAUGAUACUGCUCUUACGUUAGCCUGUGCUGGUGGACAUUCAGAGCUAGUCACCUUGCUUCUGAACAAGGGAGCGGACAUUGAACAUCGGGAUAAGAAAGGUUUCACCCCCCUGAUCCUGGCUGCCACUGCGGGUCACACGGAUGUUGUUGAGAUACUUCUGGAGAAUGGAGCAGAUAUAGAGGCUCAGUCUGAGAGGACCAAGGACACGCCCCUCUCCCUCGCAUGCUCCGGGGGUAGAUACGAGGUUGUUGAGUUGUUGCUUUGUCGAGGAGCCAACAAGGAACACCGUAAUGUCUCUGACUACACUCCCCUCAGUCUAGCUGCCUCAGGAGGAUUUGUCAACAUCAUCAAGCUUCUGCUUUCACAUGGGGCCGAAAUCAAUUCCAGGACUGGAAGCAAGCUUGGUAUAUCUCCUCUGAUGUUGGCGGCCAUGAACGGUCACACUGCAGCAGUGAAACUCCUCCUGGACAUGGGCAGUGACAUCAAUGCCCAGAUUGAGACAAACAGGAACACAGCACUCACCCUCGCCUGCUUUCAGGGCAGGCAUGAGGUGGUCAGUCUCCUGGUUGAUAGGCGAGCUAACAUUGAACACAGGGCAAAGACUGGUUUGACACCGUUGAUGGAAGCAGCGUCUGGUGGUUAUGUGGAGGUAGGGCGUGUGCUUCUGGACAAGGGAGGGGAUGUGAAUGCCCCGCCCGUGCCGUCAUCAAGAGAUACUGCCCUUACCAUUGCUGCAGAUAAGGGGCAUUAUCGGUUUGUUGAACUCCUUCUGUCCAGGCAUUCAGCUGUUGAUGUUAAGAACAAGAAAGGGAAUUCACCUCUCUGGCUAGCUUGUAACGGUGGACACUUGGACGUGGUCCAGCUACUUGUCACAGCAGGGGCAGACAUUGACAGCCAGGACAACCGCAAGGUCUCCUGUCUCAUGGCAGCCUUCCGCAAGGGGCACAUCAAGGUGGUGAAGUGGAUGGUGAAACAUGUCAGCCAGUUUCCGUCCGACACUGAGCUCUCAAGAUACAUUGCUACUGUUGCAGAUAAGGAGCUGCAGAAGAAAUGUCAGCAGUGUUUUGAGAUCAUCGUGCAUGCAAAGGAGCGCCAGGCGGCGGAGGCUUUCAAGAAUGCGAAGAAUCUUCUCGAGGAGCUUGACAAGGAGAGACAAGAGGAAGAGAGUCGCAAAGCAGCAGCUGCCAAGAAACGUGAGAAGAAGAAAAACAAGAAGAAGAACAAGAAGCAGGAAGGUUCGAAGGACGGUGAACAAGACAGCCUCAGUAAGAACUCGAGCCCGGAGCCCGAGUCAGAAGAUAGUGUGCCGCAGGAGAGUGAAGUCAAGAUAGAGAAGGAAGAGAAAGAGGUGGUGCUGGAACCACCCACUGCUACCACAACCUCCACACUUGGUCUAACACUACCGACCUCCACUGAGCCCAUUUACUCCAAAUCGAAAGGGCGACCUAAGAAGUCUGAGAAGCGCGGAAGCAAGAAUGAGUCUGAGAUGAAUAAUGUGGAGGAGGAUAGAGUCACCCAGGAUGAGAAUCAGGACCCGAGGGUCAAUAAUCCUGAAAAUGCCCUGUCCAUCAGUAACAAUAAGACAGAGAGUUCACGUACAGAGAACAAGAAGAAUAAGAAAAAUCGCCGCGAAAGGGACAAGGAGAUCACGACCAGUGUGGGGAAGAAGGUGACAGAGGGCCAGGCUGGAAGGGCGGCAAUUGGUAGGCGAAGGAAGGGAGAGAAAGAUAGCUCUGUCACCGCCAUUGGUGAUUUGGAUGACUUUGGCAACCUCCCAUCAAUUUCUGACCGAGACAUGGAAAAAAUAAGGAAGACUGAGAAACCUAAAGGUCCCCAACCAGAGAAGACCCCGUAUGAGAAGGCCCAGAGUGAGUCAAGUGGGAACCAGUCCCUGUUGUCUGUGAAGGCGAGCCAGGCCCUUGUCAACAGCCCAAAACGUGGACAAAGGAAGGAGGAUGGAUGGAAGGAAGUCAUCAGAAAGUCGAAAAAGGUCCAGGUUCCUGCCUCAGCUAUAAGUCGGGUGAUUGGGCGCGGGGGAAGUAACAUCAAUGCGAUUCGAGAAGUUUCUGGCGCGAAUAUUGAUGUUGAGAAAAACAAGGGAUCUGGAGAAAGGACAAUCACCAUCAAGGGUUCAGCAGAAGCCACACGGCAGGCCCAUGCCCUCAUCACGGCCCUCAUCACAGACCCAGACAAGGAGUUGGCUGAGAUCAUCCCAAAAUCCAAGCAAAAGCCCACUCCUAGCCAGGUGGAGAACAAGAGUUUGUACUUCAUCCCACCCAAUGACAAUCCCCAGCCAACGCCUAGCUCACAGGGACAUACAUCUGGAGGAGGUGGGAGCCAGAAGCCCAGCAAGACACUGGCCCCCAGGCUGCAACAACAGGCAGCACUGAACAGCAAUCAGUCCAAGGGGCAGAGCUCGACAUCCAGUGUACCCAGUCCAAGCAUGGCUUGGGGCGGGACCUCACCUGCCCCAGGGUCUGUCUCCCCUAGGAGAAGCACCGGAAAGAACCAGGCAGUGGCACCAUAUUCAGUCCCAAGUGGCUCCAUGAAUGGUCCACUUCCAAUUGAUAAGUCUGGUGUCACCAGACAACUGUUUUCAGGAGAUGGAAAAAGAAUGGGCUUUGGUACCCCAGGUGUAGGAAACACAAAGGUAACAAUGUCGACCAUGCCUGGACCAUCACCUUCCAGCCCGCCCACCUUCAAUAUGCGCCAGGAGGGCCGCCAACAACAGGCACAACAGGGUAGAGGGGGAGCUGCUGCAAGGCUUGUACCGGGCACUGUCAAGGUCUUACAGAGACCAUCAUCAUCUGGUCAGAAUAAACACGAUCUACAGCCACUACCAAUUGUUCCAAACCAGUCUACAACUACUAUUACAACACACACUGUGACGUCCGCCAACUCCAAUCUAAAUAUGUCCUCUUCAGGAGAAUUUUCACCAUUCAACAAUCUCUUCAGCAAUGCAACAGAGCACUUUCUUGGAAAAAAAGAUGAUAUAAAUGAGAGGAUGAACUUUGCCAGUGUAGCUGCUGCGGGUGUUGUGUCCUCGAUGUCUUCAAAUCCGAUGCUUGAUCCAACAUCACCAGACGCAGCACUUCAGGCAAAGGCCCCAGGUUUCAAGCCACCAGCUGGUGCUGGACCAAGAAUGCCCACACCAAUGCAAGACAUGAACCCAGCAUUCCGGGCGAUGUUCCCUAUGCCUAAUCAGUUCAUGGACAUGGGAAUGCAAGCUUUACACGGUUACAAUCAAGGAUUCCCGGGGGUUGGUCCCUCUCAGCCAGCUUACAGCAACCAGAGUCCCAAUAUGUCUCCAAGGUCCAGCCAGUCCAGCACUGCAGGUCUAUCACCACGAUCAAACAGUUCCGGCUUUGAUCCUACGUUGUUACAGAAGGAAGAGUACACAACUCCGAACCAACCAAUGACACUGCCAAAAAUCUCAAGUUCUUUAAAUCCAAAUGCCCCAGAUUUCACCUCUAGGUCACUGCAUGGUGGGAGCAGUCCAUUCCCAGGCCAAGGUGCCCCGCCACCAUUUUCCAGCUCACCAGGGUUCCAAAUGCCCCCCAUGUACAACCAGGAGCUAGCCAAGCAGUUGAUGUCUGUAAUUGGCAGUAUUGGUCCUGGGGGUGGGCCAGGAGGUCCCCAGAUGGGUAACCUCCCCCCUUCCAGUGGAAGUCCUAUCCCAGGGGCUGGAGACACCAUGGGUGGAAUGCCAACCAACCAGCAGGAGCUUUUCCAGAACAUGGCAAACCUGAUGCACCAGCUGUCAGCUGUACAGAGUCAAGUUCCCAGCAGUCCCGGCCUCGGUCCAAACUUCACAUCACCCAUGGUGCCGAGACCAUUUUCUCCCCUUCCAGGACAGGGCCGGCCAAGCAGUGCUCCAUCAGUUGGUGGCAUGCUUCCAAGAGAAGGUCCUAGCCCAACCCCUAUUGGUCCCCCGCGAGCGCCGUCUCCUGUUACAGCCCCCACCCCGCCCAUGUCAGAGAUGAUCCGGCCGGGUAUGGAGGACAGGCGCCAGCCCAGACCCAUUGGUGGAGAACGGACAGUCAGGAAGCCAAUAGGCCCAGUGUCUGGAAUCCCUGGAACUGACUAUGGGGAUGCCUUCUGGAACUUUCAGCCUCAGUUGAACAUGGACUGGAAUCCAAAGAUUGGUUCGCCAGUGGUGAGCAGUGCAUCCCUACAGACGUCCGUGAUCUCGACGUCUGUAAUAGCUGGCAGUACAAUGGCUACAUCGGGGGGAGAGGGGCGGAGCAUGGGUCUCGACUCUCAGAGUCCAGGGCCUUCAGAUGACCUGAAUGACCAAGGCUUCCCACAGUAUGUCCAGAGUUCUGGCCUCCCUCCGAUGACUUUAUUCAAUGGGGUGGGGCCCUACCAGUCUACAGGGUUUGGUAACGGGGCUGGGGAUAAUCUGCAGAGCAUGUGGAGCACACAGGAAACCUCCAACCCGGAUGACCGCCAGAAAACACCUAUGUGGAACUGGAAUGACACGUAGCUGGACAUGUGGCAGCUGGUCAUGUGACAGCCCUGGAGUGAGGCGCUGGCAGUGCUCGUGUACGUGUGUGUUGUAUUUCUUGAUUGUACCCAGAUGUGGACAACUUCAUACAAACAGUCGUCACUUCGACAUCGCGGUCUACUGUCAUCUGAUCUUCACUUUCCUAUCUCUACCAUUUUAAACUUCUCAACAUGUUGAUUGGACUUUCAAAGUAAUGGUACUUAUAGAUGUUAGACACUUCAUUGUUUCUUUUGACUAUUAUUUUGGAGAAGUGUUAUGUACAGAAUGUUGUGUGAUGGAGACUAUGUAGAUCACUCAUAAUGGUGGAGUAGAUUAUCUGUAGGUAUCUUUACCAGACAAAAUAUUGAUUUACUGGAAUUGUUAUGUCUGAAUAGAUUAUAAAAAGAGGUACAAUUUUAUGUUCUAUUAAUGAGGAGGUGGUUUAUUCCCUGAAGGUAUUGUGAAUGGUUAAUAUAUGUAAGUUAUGAUAUGUUAUUCUACCCUACUUGAUAGAUAUAAAGAAACACAUGAGCUAUUGCUUGAUAAAAUAUAAACUAUUAAACUGGUUUUAAACAGUCAUUUGAAGUGGCAUUGAAAUCUUAAGUGUGUGAUAUUUUUUUUAAUUGAUUUUUUUCACACAGCUACAUUUUAUGAUAUGGUAUUGUUAUACGCCAUUCUUGUGCUACUAUUUAUAACAUAAACAUUGUUUCUUUAUUAUGUUUUUUCUGUGAUGAACAGAGAACUUUCGUUAGUGGUUUCCCAGGUUUUGUCAAAAUUGUCCAUAUGAAUGAAGAAUGCCUAGAUCAUUCUGUUGGUUUAAACUCGGACUUUGUACAAUGUGUAAUAUUCUGAUACAUGAAUAAAAUAAUUGCAUUGAAAUAUG
Mya arenaria is the source of this 9717-nucleotide messenger RNA. RefSeq names its product ankyrin repeat domain-containing protein 17-like. Gene Ontology annotation, molecular function: RNA binding; protein binding. Bases 129 to 8834 code for a protein of 2901 amino acids. Gene Ontology annotation, biological process: innate immune response. Lineage: Eukaryota; Metazoa; Mollusca; Bivalvia; Myida; Myidae. Gene Ontology annotation, cellular component: cytoplasm. The transcript has 33 exons. The record is from RefSeq and is a predicted model, not a curated record.